CAAUAAUAAAGCGCGGACGGACGCUACCGGACGGCACCGGCGCACAGCGAGCCAAAAACCCGCAGCAGGGUUCACGGGCCUCCUACGCCCAGACCCCAGAAGGCCAGAACCACUCCCCUCCAUUGGCACUCACAACCAUUUCCGCCUCCGCGCUAGUACUCAUCACGGCGCCGACGCCCCCAUGCCCAUGGCGGAAGUAGCGCCGCCGCACGCGGCCGCGGGGGGCGACGAGGCGCUGGCGGCAAUGCGGGGGCGCGGGGAGGUGGACACGUCGUCCCCGUUCGUGUCCGUGCGGCAGGCCGUCGACCGGUUCGGCGGCGGCGCCGUCUCCCCGUGGCGCCAGCCGCCGCAGCCAUCGCCGCCGCUCCAGCUCCGGCCAGAGGAGGUUGAACUUAUGAAAGUUGAGGAAGAAACUGUGAAGAUCGAGAUGGGACUGUUUGUUAAGGAAAGUGAAACAUUUAAGGUGCUGAAAGAGUUACAGUCAACAAAGCAGGUUAUUGAUGACUUGAAGUUACAAUUAGAGAAGGUAACAUCAGAGGGCACAAACGCAACAGGUUAUAUUGAUACCAUGAGCGAACAUCCACUUCCUGAAUUGGAUAAAAAAAUAAGUAACCAUACCGAGCCACUGAGCCAAAGCACAAAUACCAAGCAGUCUCCACUUACCACAUUGAUCAAGCUGAAUCAGGCAAAAGCAUUCCUGAAUAUGGAUACUGUCAAGAUGUUACAGAGCCAAAUAGAGGAGGAGAAAGCAUCCCUUGAGAAAACCCGUAAAAAGUUACAUCUGAAUAUGGGCGAAGCUUCAUCAUUGGAAGCAGAUUUGAGCAAAACUGUUGCACAGCUACAAGCAGCAAAAGCGCCCAAACCUACUCUUGAGCCUCAUGAUAUAUGGUUGCAGAUGAAACAGUUGAAUUCUGAAAAAGAAAAGCACAAAAAGACUGUCCAGGAUUUGAAAUACGAGAUCGGUGAAUUAACUUCCACUAUUGAGCACACAAGGUCCAAGACAAAGACUCUUCAGUUCAGGAUUAUCAUGGCUGAAAAACUGAAGGAAGCCUCAAGGCGGGGGGAAGCUUUUGCUCUAGCAGACACAGAAAAGCGAAGCAACAGGGAGGAUCCGACAAUUGCUACAUCCGAUGUCAAACUUUCUGUCAUGGAACACUCUGCGCUCGUGGCUAAAGCACAAGAAUCAAACGAUACCUCUAGGAAGAAAAUUGAUGCGGCGAUGCAAGAGCUCGAUCAAGCAAACCAGUGCAAGGUAGAACUUUUGGAAAGAGUAGAGGAAGCAAUGUCAGCUGUUGAGACCAGCAGGAAGGUUCUGGAUGAGGCCCUAAAGAGAGAGGAGUCCGCAAACAAAGCCAAGGUCGCAGCAGAAGAAAUGCUUCGGAGACUGCGGUCUGACCAAGUAGUCCAGAACUGGCGACUGGCCAGCAAUAACAGCUCUAUGAAGUUCAAGACCUCAGCAAUGACACCCCGGAGGGCUGGCUCUGGGAUAUACGACGUGAAUGGCCUGACCUUGGUGACCACCGCACCGAAGAUCACGAAGACAAUGUCCAUUGGGCAGAUCCUGAGCAUGAAGCUCGACAGCGAGUUCGAAGACACCGGAAAGACCACCACCACCACCCCCAAAAGGAAGAAGGUCUCACUCGGGCAGAUGCUAAGCCAGAAGUACGAGGUGUACUCGCCAAUGAGGAUAGAUCACGACGGUGCGUCUCGCAAGCAGUUCCACCCCAGGAGGCGCAGGCUGGGGUUCGUCGUGUACGCGCUGCUUCUUGCCAAGCAGAAGCAUAGGAAGAAGCAGGCAAGGGCGUCGUGCACCCCUGGGCAUUGCAGCUUCGGCUCUAAGGUUGUUGUGUAGUUAUCUUUCCAGAUUGGUAACCGUAGAACUAGCCAUGUUGUACAACCUAGAUGCCAGAAUAAUUGGCACCUUUGUAAUUAGUGGUGCUAUAAACAAGGUUAAUAUUUAGCCAGCUGCCCGCGGCUUACGCCAUAAUUUUUUUUUGUGUCA
Molecule: messenger RNA, 2002 nt
Organism: Brachypodium distachyon (stiff brome)
Lineage: Eukaryota; Viridiplantae; Streptophyta; Magnoliopsida; Poales; Poaceae
Product: WEB family protein At2g38370
Exons: 2
Coding region: 182-1852 (556 amino acids)
Source: RefSeq, a predicted model, not a curated record